GGAAAAUUUUUCAGUAAACAUCCAACGGUCACUGACUAAAUGCAAAUAACGAUUAAAAACACUACAGAACGCUUUCGUAAAGUCUGUAGUUGAAGAGAUGGCUGUUCCUGUUCUGAAGAUGGAUAAACAGGUCGACGAUGCCAUGGGUUGGUUCCCCACUACCGUGUCGAAGGAAUUGCUCUUAGAGGCGCGGCGCAAACGAAUAAUCGGUGGCAUUGGGUCCAGCAGCAAUUUCCCAACACCUGGAAGGACAGAGAACCACCCUGAAUUCAUUAGUUGUAUAAAAAACAAAGCAGUUGAACACUGUGAGAAUGGAGAAAAGGCAUUGAUGGAAUCUCAAUUUUCCAAGGCUGUGACCUGCUUUGCCAAAGCCAUCAACCUUCAGCCGAAACAGACCCAGCUCUAUGUGAGGCAGGCAGAAGCCAAUCUACAGAUGUGUGAUUUUCAGUCUGCAGCUGUCAGCUACAGACAGGCCUGCCUCCUGGAGCCUCAGGCUGAGGCCUUCCACACACGACUGGCCUUCAUUUAUUACCUACAGGGACAAUGUUUGUAUGACAAGGGGAUGUUCCUGGAAGGUUUGGAGUCAUUUGUCAAGGCUGCUGAGCUAAAGCCUAGCUGCAGGUCAUAUAAAAUGAGGAGCCUGGCAUGUCUGACAGCCAUGGGCCGUUAUACUGACUGUGUGAGGCUGGUCAGUAACUGUCUGGAGACGGACUCUCAAACUGCUGAUCUCUUUACCCUCAGAGCACGGCUCCACAAACAGCUGGGCCAGGUAUCACUGUGCUACCAUGAUCUAAGGUCAGCCUUGGCCCUCAGUCCAAAUUGCCCCGUGGCCAAUGCGCUGCUGGGCCAGCUACAGGAGGCCAGUAUGAGGGCCAGGCAGCAGGCCAUAAGCUGGGCCACGGCGGGGAGGAUCCCAGAUGCCCUGUCCAAGAUCACCACGGCUCUGGAGCAUUGCCCCGAGACUGGCCAGCACUACCUCUUCAGGGGUAUUCUUCACCGCAGGCUGAAAAACUUCUCUGCAUCCAUUGAGGACCUGGUCCUGGCUGUGGAGCUAAGUGAGGCUGGAGGCCAGAGGGUGGGGCCAAGUGGACACACCCAGGAAGACCAGAGGGAAGUGCAGGAGGAGGCCCAGGCCCAGCUGGUGCUCACCUAUAAUGACUUUGCUGUCCAGUGCUUCUCCCGUGGCUUCUAUGCAGAGGCCAUCACCCUGCUUAACAAGGCCAUUCAGGAGCAGAAGCAGGAGAGCGGCCUCUAUAUCAACAGAGGAGACUGUUUCUUCAAGCAGGAAGAGUGGGGGUUUGCACUGGCUGACUAUCAGCAGGCGGAGGAGAUAUCUCCAGAUGACCAGGUCAUCUGGGUACGCCUCGCUGUUGUCCACAACACCCUGGGCACACAAUGCUACCAAGACCAGAAGUACCGGGAGGCAGCUGACAGGUUCUCUGAGGCCAUCAAGUACAGCCCUGGAGUCAGCCAGUACUAUGAAAACCGGGCCAAAGCCCACAGUAGAGUGCCCAAUGUGGAGGGAGCCAGGUGGGAUGCCAUCAAUACCCUCAUCCUGGAUCACACUGACAAUCAGGUGGCCUCGCUGCUGCUAAGUCUGUUUCCAGGCUACUCUGUGUCAGAUGUGCUGUCCAGCAGAAUGGCCAGGACUGUCAGAGCCCAGCUGAUGGACAGCAUCCAGACUCGUAGACAGCCUGUGUCCUCUGUGCUGAGAAUGCGCAGUGGACUAAACAAGAUAAACCUGUCAUGUGACAAAGACAGCAUGUCCCACAGUGAGUCUUCAGAGGGGGCGGAGCCUCUUAAAACAUGCUUGGCACAGCAUGAUGUCUGCUAGCAGAUUGUCAGGAUCAACCAGCAGGAAAGACAUCAGGAAGACACCCAGAUGCUGUGACCGACGAACUUAUUAACCUUCAUCUAAUGGCUCACUCAAUAAAGAC
Esox lucius (northern pike) is the source of this 1937-nucleotide messenger RNA. Its product is annotated as tetratricopeptide repeat protein 16. The record is from RefSeq and is a predicted model, not a curated record. The transcript has 12 exons. Lineage: Eukaryota; Metazoa; Chordata; Actinopteri; Esociformes; Esocidae. The coding region runs from base 98 to 1834 and encodes 578 amino acids. Gene Ontology annotation, molecular function: protein binding.